AUGGCAGCCAAAGGUGCCUGGCUGCUGAGCUCUAAACCCAGGAAAGGUAAAAUUAUGCCUGCCGAGGCGAGGAUCGAGCCCUCCGCAGAUUUAAAGACCCCCUCUGAACCUCUUGCCCUCCCCUCCGCGCCAGGCACCGCUGCACCGCACAGGGUUCGAGCCCUCCCUGCGCUGCGAGUCCUGCAGAAAACUGCCCCCGCCGGGGGCCAACGCCGGCCCCGCUCUCCGCCCGCGGAGCGCCAGCGGGGCCGAAGUCGGGGAUUUAGAGGGGUGACCCUCCCCGGGCGCGGGGAAAGACUGCCGGGCACCGCUGCCCUCAAGGUCACCAGGCGCCGAGGGCCCUGGGCGGGGACUCCCGGCCGGACCCCGCGCCACGGCUCACGCCGAGAAACCCGCUCACCUUUACGAUCUCUCUGGGCGGGCGCGGUGCUCCCACCUGCGAAGGGGCCCCCCGCACGCCCCGCCAACUUCGCUCCAGAAUCCGCGCAGUCCGCGGAACACCCACUUGUCAGGACCCCCGCCGCGACGCCCCGACCUCCGCGCGGCGGCCGCCACUCACCUCGCCCGGCAGCAGGAACCAUUUUCCGAGGGGGAAAGGAAGGGGAGGCUGCGAGAGGGUCGGGGGAAGGGGACGGUGAGGACGGCGGCCAACGCAGAGAACCGGGACUCGGCCGGUGCGCAGGCGGCUCGCAGGACUCCGGGCGCCACGCGGAGGUUCGGCUGCACCUCGAGGAUGAAGCGGCCGUGGAGCCACAAGCUCGGCGUCCACCAGCCGGGGCUCCCUACUCACGCUGCACUGCGAGGAGGCGGCGGCGGCGGCGGAGGAGGCGGCGCCCGGCCCGGCCCCCGCCCAGAGCCCGGCAGCAGCCGAGUGGCCGCCCGCGUCCCCGCAGGACCCGCCUCCUGGGCUCCGCAGAGCCGCACACAGGGCGCGCCGCGCUCAGCACGGGCAGUUCUGCCGGCCUCACGCCGCCGUCCGCAACGGCGGCCGCGGGCAGGGUGCAGCCCCCUCUGGGAGCCCGGCAGUCCGCCCUGCACGAGGCGGGGCCCGCGGCCCCCGGGGAGUGGACGGCCGAGCACGAGGGGGCUGCGAGAAGCUUCAGGCAGGGGCCCCGUCUGCACCGGGUGGCGCGAAAGAUUGCCGGGGGCGCAGGGGAAGGAGAACUCUCACCCGUUCCGGUCCGGCGCUCCCUUCUCUCCACACCCUCUCGCCUCCAGCUCCACGCUGGCGGCACAGCUGCUGCCACUGCCGCCGCCGCCGCCGCCGCCAAAGCUAGCGCCGCCGCCGCCGCCGCCGCCGCAGCCCUGGCUAGGCGCGGUCACGUGACGCGGCCCGCGGGGAGCCUGGGGGCGGGCAGACGCGCGCGCGGGAGGAAGCGCGGCUCGAACGGGGACUGGGAACCCGGCGACGCGGAGAGGGCGUUUAAGGGGAGGACCCGGCGAGCUCGCUCCCGGCAGGCGAGCGCGUACGCGGCAACUAGAGCUUGCCGCGCGGUGGCGAAAGGGUGUGAGGGGCGGGGGACUCGCGCCUCCGCGCGCCCCUCCCGCUCUUCCUUCGCCCGGCGCCUCGGCCGGCCGCUUCCCCCGCCCCCUCCUGUUCGCCUCUUUCCUCCAGCCGCUGCCGGCGAUUGGCUGAGAGGCUCUGACGUCCGUGUUUCCAUGACGUAUCGGGGCAGGGGGGCGGAGGGGGAGGAGGGGGUGGAUCGGGCGCGCCGGGCAGUGACUUCGUCAGGCACAGCUGCAGUUUCAGCGCGGGUCGCGGCGUCGCCCGCGGCUCCCGACGCCGAGAGCGAUGACUGCCGCAGGCGGACUCCGGCGCCUUCACCUGGAGCCGAGCCCGAGCCACCCCCAGCCAGCGCCCCUUCGAGCCCAGGAGCCAGGCGGGCUGGGGCCAGCUCUCCGGGCGUGCAUAGGUUAAGGCUUACGCCCGCGUCCGCUGACCCUUGAGCACCUCCUCGCCGCGUCUCCGCUCCACUCAGUGCCGGACUCGGUGCCUGUCCCGGGCCGUGACGCAGGCGCCAGACGACAAAAGUGCCUCCCAGCUCUUUCCCUCCUUGGGCAGGGCCGCGCAGACCCCGCUCCGGGAGCCCCUCUCUCGCUUCCUGCGGGUCGGGCCCGUAAGACUCCGGGGGUCCCAGCUGCAGCGCCCAAAGGGUUAACGCGUUCGGCGGAUGCAAACUGGCCUGUCAGGAUCUGCGCUCCGAGCACCCGUGUUUUCGUUUAGGGUUUGCCCUUUCUACGUAUGCCAAGCCAUUGGCUCAUUUGUAGCAUCUUGACCCAACACCCUUCUUUCGUGGGAGGGAAAGGAAAAUGAAAAAAAAAAAAAAAACCACGGGUAUUAAAUAAUAAUAAAAGGUAACCUGACUGGCCCCAACCUUCAAGAGAUUUUGCAAGUUAAUAAAAAAGAAACCACUGUGAUGACAUCUUUAAAAAUAAAACGGUUUUUCCUUCCUACUUAACACAUGCACACGUGUAUUGGUGUCUUACCUAAGACACU
Molecule: messenger RNA, 2497 nt
Organism: Sus scrofa (pig)
Lineage: Eukaryota; Metazoa; Chordata; Mammalia; Artiodactyla; Suidae
Source: RefSeq, a predicted model, not a curated record